CGCGCAUGGAGAGGGCCAGGCCGGAGCCGUCGCCUCAGCCGCGCCAACCGCCGAGGGCCACCCCACCGCGCCCGUUGCGCCCGGCUCCACCCUCGCUGCCGCCGGUCGAGGGCUCCUCCUUUCAGGCAGCGGCCGCCGAACCCCCUCCGUCGCCACCUGUUCCGUGCGCGGCCGCCAUUGCGACCGUGGCCUCGUCAUCGUCGUCGUCGUCGUGUGGAGACGGCCCUGCGUCGGGUGUAGCGCCCGCGGCUCCACGGCUGCUCCAAGUGAAGUCGGAGCAGGUGUUGCUGCUGCCGCCACCGCCAGGGCCACCACAGGCUCAAUCCCAGGACGAGGGCGCCACGGCCUCCCCAGGGCAGGCCCGGCUGCUGCAGCUGAGGCCGGAGCUGUUGCUGCUGCCGCCGCCACCGCCACCCCCCACGUCUGAGGGCACCCCUUGUAGGCCGGAGCUGCACCCAAUGCAGCCCCGGGUGCUGCAGGUCAAGGCCGAGAAGCCGGAGCCCGGGCUCAGCUUGGAUCAGUCGUUGGCAUCUUGGAGGGCCAUUGAGGUGGGGCCUAGAGCCUCCAGGUCGGUCAGGGGAGAAUGCCCCGUGGCGGCCCUCGACAGCAGCCGAGGGAGUGAGAAAGGCAAGCUGGAGACGGAAGAGAUCCUGAGGGAUACCGGGGAAGGCGUAAGUCUAGCAGCCUUAAGAGAUGGAGUCAUCAAAACGGAGGAGCCCGAGAGAUUCCACGAGGACUGCGGUCUGGGCCCCGAAGCCACGUCCAAUGGCCUGGGCCACGACAGCAAGGAAGCAAUCCUAGCCCAGACAUCCAGCGCCUUUGGCCCUCACCAGCAAGACCUGAGGAUCCCUUUGACUCUCCACACCGUGCCCCCUGGUGCGCGGAUCCAGUUCCAGGGACCACCACCUUCAGAUCUGAUCCGAUUGACCAAGGUCCCCCUGACACCUGUGCCUAUUAAAAUGCAGUCCUUACUGGAGCCUUCUGUCAAGAUUGAAACCAAAGACGUCCCGCUCACCGUGCUUCCUUCAGACGCAGGAAUACCAGACACUCCCUUCAGUAAGGACAGAAAUGGUCAUGUGAAGCGACCUAUGAAUGCAUUUAUGGUUUGGGCGAGGAUCCACCGGCCGGCACUAGCCAAAGCUAACCCAGCAGCCAACAAUGCAGAAAUCAGUGUCCAGCUCGGGUUAGAGUGGAAUAAACUUAGUGAAGAACAAAAGAAACCCUAUUAUGAUGAAGCCCAAAAGAUUAAAGAAAAACACAGAGAGGAAUUUCCCGGUUGGGUUUAUCAGCCUCGUCCAGGGAAGCGAAAACGCUUUCCUCUAAGUGUUUCCAAUGUAUUUUCUGGUACCACACAGAAUAUCAUCUCUACAAAUCCAACAACAAUUUAUCCGUACCGGUCACCUACCUACUCUGUGGUAAUACCUAACCUGCAGAACCCCGUCACUCAUCCAGUUGGUGACGCUCCACCUGCCAUCCAGUUGCCCACACCUCCAGUCCAGCGCCCAAGCCCUAUCACACUUUUCCAGCCUAGCGUCUCCAGUGCAGCCCAAGUAGCUGUUCCGGCUCCAAGUUUGCCCCUCCGCCCACCACUCCCACCUCAGCAUUUUGCUGGGCCUUCUCCAUCGGAUAAUCAUCGCCUGCAUUCUGGAGCCAGUCACUCUGUGAAGAGGCCUGCUCCCGUCUCUCUGGAGAACACCAGUAGGAUUCCAACUAGUGCAAGUACUGCCCAUGCCAGAUUUGCAGCCUCGACUAUCCAACCGCCAAAGGAAUAUCCCAGCAUUCCCUCUUGUCCGAGAAGUGCGCCCAUACCCCCGGUUUCUCCCAUUCCACACCCACAUGUCUACCAGCCCACGCCCCUUGGCCAUCCAGCCACACUGUUUGGGACGCCACCAAGAUUCUCUUUUCAUCACCCUUACUUCCUGCCUGGACCUCACUACUUCCCAUCAAGCACGUGUCCUUAUAGUCGGCCUCCCUUUGGCUAUGGAAAUUUUCCAAGUUCAAUGCCAGAAUGCCUUGGUUAUUAUGAAGACAGAUACCAAAAACAUGAGGCUAUGUUUUCAGCUUUAAAUCGAGACUAUCCUUUUAGAGACUAUCCAGAUGAGCGCGCACACAAGGAAGAGUCUCAGAACUGUGAGAGUAUGGACGGGACCUCUUACUAUAACAGUCACAGCCGCAGUGGGGAGGAGUACCUAAAUCCCAUGCCUCAGCUGGACAUUGGCGCCUUGGAGAAUGUCUUCACAGCUCCCACAUCAACUCCCUCCAGCAUCCAGCAAGUCAAUGUCACUGACAGUGAUGAAGAGGAAGAAGAAAAAGUGCUCAGGAAUUUAUAAUUUUAAAACCAUGUGCACAGAAAAUAAACAUUUCUUAAAAUA
This is a messenger RNA of Ochotona princeps (American pika), 2372 nucleotides long. RefSeq names its product SRY-box transcription factor 30 (gene SOX30). The transcript has 5 exons. Lineage: Eukaryota; Metazoa; Chordata; Mammalia; Lagomorpha; Ochotonidae. Gene Ontology annotation, molecular function: DNA-binding transcription factor activity, RNA polymerase II-specific; sequence-specific double-stranded DNA binding. Gene Ontology annotation, biological process: regulation of transcription by RNA polymerase II. Gene Ontology annotation, cellular component: nucleus. The coding region runs from base 6 to 2330 and encodes 774 amino acids. The record is from RefSeq and is a predicted model, not a curated record.